AUGGUGCUGUCACUGGCUGCCGACCUUGCCACACCUUUCUUAGCUGAAGAGCCUCACCUCUUGCUGCUAUUGUCGUUUCCACGAAUGCUUCAAGCAGCGGUGACGGACUUCAUGAAGUCCGCUGAGGAGCUCAGGUCAGGGGAGGCUGCGUUUGCCAUGAGCCGAGCCUUGCAGCAUCUUGCAGCCUCACAGCUCUCAGGAAGACUGCAAGAGCCUUGCAGGCCUGGCGGCCCUGGCAGCCCUGGCAGAGUUGUGGAGCUGCGCCUCGGAAUGCUCGGGCCCCUGGGACCAGGAGUUCUCGAAGGCCGAAGACGACCUGCCUGCAGGAGCCCGCAUUCUUGGUUCCCACAGUAUCUGCGCUAUCUACAUGGAGAAGCAAUCCCAACGCACCAGACACCAGGUGAAGAAAUCCAACCAAACUUGACUGUAGUGGCAGGUUUUCUGAUGCACAACCGUUUCAUGAGCCAGUUCCGACUUGCCCGCCGCCCUGGCGCCAUGCCAAAGAAGCACGCAGGCAAAGCCAUGGAUGCCAUGCUCGUGCGUAUGGCACUUGCGCUUCUGUUUUUCGGUGUCAUAUCGCAAAGCACUGAGUGCACCGAGUGUACUGGCGAUGACUCGGCCAUGAUCAUGCACUCGAAGAAGCAUGCCCGAGGGGGGCCCCGGCCGCCCUCCAACGGAAUGGCACCGCCCGUUGCGGGUGCCGAGAAGCACCUCUUCAUGGAACAGGUCUGGCCUGAAUCCUUGAACAUCACAAGCUUCCCAACAGGCCUUGACUGGCGCUUGGCCGGUUGGGCAUUCUCUUCUGUGGAAGUGCUCGAGUCUCACUGGGCGAUCCACAAAUUUGAAGGUGCUGUCCUCACGCUUUCCACUCAACAAGCUUUCUCUUGUGCUCCGACCAGUGGCGACCCGGACACAGUUAAUCGUUCCACGUGGCACCGCACCUGUGAAGAUGGUGGCGACGUCUCCGAUGUCUUUGACUACGCGGCGGGCAGAUAUGGUGGUCAGUUUCUUAACUCGGACCUUGGACUGCCAUACAUGGAGGCAGACAUUCGCAACAAACAUCGUGUGGUUCAUUGCAACUACCACAAGCUAGUCCAGCUGGAGUUGGAACACGAUGAUGUCAUGACGAUUCAUCUGCCUCUUCUGCCCAACACCUCGAGCGGCUACAAUGCCAUCAAAGUAACACAUCCAACCAAGUCGCAGGCGGUUCUUGAAAAGGUCAUUGCAAUAAAACGGGCCCUGCUGCUGGGGCCGGUGAGCUUCAGCGUGAGUUUCGACCAAGCCUACCAUACCUAUGUCGAAAACAUGACGACAUUCCCCGCAGUCGGAGUCCGUGGUGUCAUGUCUCACGCCAGCAAGGACUUCCCUCAGGACAUGUGCCAGCAAGGCACGGGUCACUGGAUGGUAAUUGUUGGGUACAACGAGACAGCGCCGGAGCCCUAUUGGAUCGUGAGGAACAGCUGGGGCAUGGGUUAUCCAGACCGUCACAAGUACAAAGCUCAGUCCCUUUAUCCGAACCUCGGCUACAUCUUCGUGACCAUGAAGGAGAACUUCUGCGGCAUCCUGGACACGACAUGGAUCCCAUACCUCGAGCAGUCCUUCGACGAACCUACGGUGCGGCGCUUGCGGAGUCGGGCGCAAGGCAGUCCUUAA
This is a messenger RNA of Symbiodinium sp. CCMP2592, 1653 nucleotides long. The record is from the annotation of a GenBank genome assembly. NCBI's taxonomy places the organism in Eukaryota, Dinophyceae, Suessiales, Symbiodiniaceae.